AUGAAUGGAACCUCAAGACGAUCCAAGUCUUUUGAGUUUGUGCCCGAAUACUCGAAUCAUGGGCCCUUGCGCCUCCAGCACACGAAUUACCACAAACACAACGGGUCUCUGUCAGGCCAACAGCCUAUGAGUCUGCAGACAGACAAUCAGAGCCCAACCUCUUCUUUUUAUCAUCACAGCAACGAGAACAUCCAGUAUCUCCAUGAAAAGUCGCUCGUUCCGCUGUCAAUUCAAACUAGUGCUACCGACUACUCGAUUUUGGAAGAUCUAGAGAAAAUACCAUUAGACGACCCUGUUCCUCUCCCGAGUGCAACAGAGAGCGUUGCGAGCCAAGUCACCCCAGAUCUCGGGUUUACUUCAGAGACUUCGAUGUCCUCAGCGGGAAACUACGUGAGAACAAGCUCUAGCUAUCUGGAGGAUUUUGUCACCACAGAACCAUCGUCCGAGGAAUCAGCGCACAUCGACGACUACCUCAACCAGUAUAUCAAGCUUGAAAUGAUCAGCACACCCAAUGAACACCGUUCUGACGGCUUGGGAAUCAAAUCUCCGCCACAGUUUGCCCAAAAGCUGUUGUCUCCAAAGACUAAUCCUCCACUGAUUUUCAAGCAAGAGGUUAUGUCUCCGACAGCAAAAAAAAUGGCUACGCCCAAACUGAAGCCAAAACCAAAGACUCCACGAGCUCCACCAAAGUCUGCCAACAAAGUGGCCAAAACCUUAUCGACGACACAAAUGGCCACUGCAGCAGCAGCAGCAGCGAUAUCGUCUCAGGCUGCACCGAAAAGAAAACCAAGCGUCUCGUCACUGUCAUCUGCAGCAGCAAUAGCCACCACUACAAUGGCUAGAAAUCCAGCUGCUGCACAGAAGUCGCCAGUUUCCGCAAGAAAACCGCUUUCGUCAACUCCUAAAAAAGCAUCAAAAUCACCAAACCAUUCGAAACAAAAAUCUGGGAGACGAUUCUCGUUCGUGUUUGAAAAUGCUCCCAAAAUGCCAGCUAAUAGCUCGUCCGCAUGUUCGCUCUCUUCAAAUUCGACCAUCUCUUCUAAUUACUCGGCCUCGUCGCCAACUCACAGCAUGGGCUCUCCCACGACCAUCUCGCACCCCGUCAACGCCUCGUCCAAGCCUACUUUCAUUAUCUAUUCGCAGCAGCAUCAAUUCAUCCCCGAGACCGUGCCUAACUAUUCUCGACCUCACUCGCGUCGCAACAGCAUUGCUACCUCCACGUCUUCAGGCGUGACUCCAUUGCAGAGCCCGAUGUCUUCGUCGGUGUCUAAAUUUUCCAAAGCGCCAACAUACUCGUCUUCGGUGUCCUCAGUGUCAAUUUCGAGCACGAAGUACAAAAAAAUGGCCAAAACGUCGCAGUCAAAGCACGUAAUAGAUACCGAUCUGAAACAUAACUCGGAGUUUCAAAAAUCCAUCACCAAGUUCCCUAAAAACAACGUCGUUCCAUUCGAGCCAAAAAUCUACAAGGACAUGAGACAGGGACUGAUGGAAUUCCAACUGCAAGUUCCGCCCAAAUAG
Messenger RNA from Ogataea angusta, 1518 nucleotides. RefSeq lists its product as uncharacterized. Lineage: Eukaryota; Fungi; Ascomycota; Pichiomycetes; Pichiales; Pichiaceae. Bases 1 to 1518 code for a protein of 505 amino acids. The record is from RefSeq and is a predicted model, not a curated record. The transcript has a single exon.